Macrobrachium nipponense is the source of this 10212-nucleotide messenger RNA. RefSeq names its product tau-tubulin kinase homolog Asator-like (gene Asator). Gene Ontology annotation, molecular function: ATP binding; protein serine/threonine kinase activity. Gene Ontology annotation, cellular component: cytoplasm; nucleus. Gene Ontology annotation, biological process: signal transduction; peptidyl-serine phosphorylation. The record is from RefSeq and is a predicted model, not a curated record. NCBI's taxonomy places the organism in Eukaryota, Metazoa, Arthropoda, Malacostraca, Decapoda, Palaemonidae.
GAGCGCCGGCGUUAGCACAUGCAGCGGAGGACAUGAAGACUCGGGAGAAUUGCAGGACCGCAACAACAACAACAACAACAACAAUAUCGAAAACAACAACAACAACAACAGCAACAGCAAAAACAACAACAGUAAAAACAUCACCAUGACGAGCGAAGAUCUCCUGCAACCCGGCCACGUUGUGAAGGAACGAUGGAAAGUGGUGAGAAAGAUCGGCGGGGGCGGCUUCGGGGAGAUCUACGAAGGGCAGGACCUGGUAACGAGGGAGCAGGUCGCCCUCAAGCUGGAGUCCGCCAAACAGCCCAAGCAAGUUCUCAAGAUGGAGGUGGCUGUCCUCAAGAAACUUCAGGGGCGUGACCACGUCUGCCGGUUCAUCGGCUGCGGAAGAAACGAGAGGUUCAACUACGUCGUGAUGCAGCUGCAGGCGAAGAACCUGGCGGAGCUCCGGAGGGCGCAGCCCAGGGGCGCCUUCAGCCUGUCCACCACCCUCCGCCUCGGCCACCAGAUCCUCAGGGCCAUCGAGGCCAUCCACGAAGUGGGAUUCCUUCACAGGGACAUCAAGCCGUCCAAUUUCAGCAUGGGCCGUAUGCCACACAACUGCAGGAAGGUCUACAUGCUGGACUUUGGCCUGGCUCGUCAGUAUACCAAUGCCAAUGGUGAGGUCAGAACGCCUAGGGCAGCUGCCGGUUUCAGAGGUACUGUACGAUAUGCCUCGAUCAAUGCACACAAGAAUAAGGAGAUGGGUCGGCACGACGACCUGUGGUCCUUAUUUUAUAUGACGGUGGAAUUCGUGAACGGCCAGCUCCCUUGGAGGAAGAUUAAGGAUAAGGAGCAGGUUGGACUCAUGAAGGAGAAGUACGACCAUCGGUUGCUUAUAAAACACUUACCCUCCGAUUUCAAGCAGUUCCUAGAACAUAUACAAAUCCUAGAUUAUCACGACAAACCUGAUUAUGCUAUGUUGUCGGGUUUGUUUGAGCGUUGUAUGAAGCGCCGUGGAGUGAAAGAUUCGGAUCCAUUUGACUGGGAGAAGACUCCCACCGACAAUUCCCUGGGUACAACCACAACCACCACCAAUGCCGUUAUCACGAAGCCCCAGCAUGCUGACAGCCGGUUAGCAUACGGGGGAGGUGGUGUCACAGACAACAUGCUCGACGAUAAUGUGUUGGGGUCUGUGGAUAAUCAAGAGAAUCUCGAAGCUCCUCACGAUCGGGAACAUGACCCCAGGAGACGUCGACGAAGAGACACCGUCCUCCACCAGCCCCAACCCAAUAUUAAUCAGCAACAGGUGGAGACGAAGGAGCGAGUGCUGAACGAUAACAACGUCAAUGCCAACAUCAUCGUCAACACUGAGAAGGACACCAACGAGGUGGAGAUGUCACCCAAGAAGAGAAAGGUUGAAGAUUUUAAUUGUGAAAAGGAAGGUGAAGGUGGUGGGGAGAAAGAGAAAGAAGGGAGGCUGGAAUGCUCGACCGACUGGGACGGAGAUGCUGUCAUGGCCUCCCGUCAAGGACACACCACACCAAGAGGUGCAGGUGGUGAUGACAACAAGAACAGGAAACCUUUGGCAGUUCUGCGACUGUCCUCUGUUGAUACAGCUGUAGACGACGUAGAUAUGAAUGUGGAGCCUGCAAGUAAAAGAGAAGACCAGUAUUCUGUCCAGGAUGGUAGUUACGUUAGUUUCCAAGAUGGCGGCCGCUUAGCUAGGAUAGAACCGAGCGCUGGAGGCGUAUCUCCAGGAGGCUCGACACCGCCCACUGAGGGUGAAUUCCAUGCCCACACUCGCGAUCACACACCCCACAGGCGAACCCAUCAUAAGAGGAGUCAUGGAUUGGCCAGGUUCCACCCAGUGCAGCGAGCCAAGUACCUUGGCCAUCGAGAUCUCUCCAUCACCCAGUUUGCUGUGGCUGACGACGACAACGUCUCCCAACCUGCGACUAAGGGCGGUGGAUGUGGCCUUACCUUAGCUUCACAGUGGAAGUCACAGUUUGAUGACUCGGAAGAAACGGACAAUGAGUUGAAGGCCGACAACCUCCAGAGUCCCGAGCACAAGCAACGUCUAGCUCUGGUGUCUCCGUCAACUCAUGGUCCCGAUGACACAUCCAUGACCCCUAUUCAGGAGAUGGGCGCCGCAGAAAAGUCUCGGCGGGUCGGUACAGAGCUGUCCAGAAUUAGCGAGGACGAUCGCCAUCGGUCCUCCGACCACCACACCCACACCCAGGUACCGGAUGUGACUAUGAUCGGUGGAAGUCAUGGCAUAGAAGAGUUCCGGGUAGUGACCAAAGGAACUGGUGGUGUCGAAGAGGCUGAGCCUUACCCGGCAGUGGCAGCGUGUUUAGCCUUAGAGGCAGCGAGUCCAUUGCAGGGUGAUAAGGCCAAUCAGCCAGGCCUACCAAGAGCAUGGUCCAAUCCUCAGCUUUCAAGCCACAUUCGACCGGGCUUAGAACCGCCGCUAGUACUCACUACUACCGUCACGGAUGCUGUUUACGAAGUGGAUGUUGCGCGAGGAGUGUGCGUCAAGACUUCUCGGGAAGGGUCUCCUCUCACUCCGGAGCGCCGUCAGAGUAUGCCGGACAUAGGUGUUUGUGAAGCUGAUGAUGGUGCUGAAGACGAAGCCGUGGUAGGCUGCAAGAUAGAAUUCCGUGUCCUCGACAAAGAUCGUAAGUUCUCCGAGCCAGCUGGUCCUACUACUGUAGUAGCAAGCCAAACACGGGUAUCUCGCCAGGAAUUAUCAAACGUGGUACCCGCACCGGCUGCCUUCACUGCUGGAGCAGAGUCUCCGCCAUUACCAGCCAUGUUAGAUUUGCCUCCUGGCACCACUAAUAAAUCUACGUCCCUCCAGUCUAGCCCAAUGACUCAUCACGAAGAGCGUUCUAUUUACUACGACGCUCCGCCUCCAGAAGACUCCUCUCAGCAACCCUCAUCUCAGCCUAACCAGAAAACUCACGCUAAAAGUUCUUCUCCUCGGAAUGAACAGGAAGAGGAAAAUCUCAAGAAUGUGGAAAUCAAUGAUACGCAAAAGGAAAAAGACAAUAGAGCUAAGAAAGAUGAUCCUCGACGCCGACUCGGAGUUGUGGCACUGCCAGUCGUUUUAGAAGACCACAAAGACAGAGACGUAGAAUCGACUCGUUACGAUUCUGCCGUUCAUCCUCCCGAUACGAGUCGUUACGAGUCGGCCGUGCACGAUCAUACAGUGUGCCCCACAGCCCAAGAAACCUCUCGCUACGAAACGGUCAUGGGUGCACCUCCUCCCGAGUCCUCUCGGUAUGAUUCAGUGAUGGGUCAGAGAGAGAAUGAAGCAAGAACGAGGCAAGACACUUUGUGCGAAGAGGAGAAAUCCCUAACUUCUGAAAGGCGGAAAUCAUUAGAAUUUGUUUUAGAAGAAAAGCUUGACUCGGAUGACAUGAGGAAAGUUUCUGUAAUUAACUUACAUGACUUGUCAGCAGCCUUCCAAGUUUCAACUAUGAUCAACAGGUCACGAACAGUGACGCCAUCUGUUUCCCCGAGGGGAACGCCACCUCACAGCGAGAGUUGUGGCCGCCGCAGUCGCUCGUCCCGCCAUCGUCGUUCUUGUGAGGAUCUAUUAGAAGAGGGGUCUGAGGAGUCUUCCAGAACUAACACCCCGCGACCCACAGACCUGCAGCCACGGUCUUCCCUAUCUCCUGAUCAGCAGCGGGGGAACAACGCCUCUCGAAGGUCUCCUGCUGCCCAGGAUGAUUCUUCUCAAAAAAGUCGCAUUCCUGUGCCUAUGUGGGCUCGCACUCCCAAAGAUGGAGAAAAUGAAGGUGGCCUUAAUGCACCAUCUGGAGGUAGGAGUCCAAGAUACUCAGAAGCCGAGCGUGCCGAAGCAGCUCGUAGAAUAUCUGUAGCAUUAGCCGAAAAAGUUACGUCGCCCUGUAACGAAGAAGAUUCUAUUAGCACACGUAGUGGUACGUCGGACCACAGAUCCGGCAGGGAAAGAGGGUCUUCUGCAUCCAGGGAAUACCUUCAGACAGUAAGCCAAGAGGAUGCAAGCGAAGAGUUAGCGGAUCUCACGCCGGCAUUGCGUAGGCGUCGGCAAGGUGUAGAUAAAUAUGUCACUGAUGAAGCACAACUUAACUUACGGUUCCAGCGUCGUCGAACUCGACCUCUCUCGGACGUCAAUCCUCCUCCCACUGCUCUCUUGCAAUCAAGGAAUCAUCAGAGACAACGUGUAUCUAUGAUAGAAGCCGGCACAGGUGGUCGCUAUUAUGACAGCGGCAGAGGUGUUCCUUCGUACCUUCUCAAGCCUCAGCACGAAGAUUCUAGUGAAUCGGAAAGUUCUCAUCCCCGAAAACCACGCCCUCCCACCUCAGAACCUCCAUCAGCUACAAGAGAUGUCACCGCUAGGUUACGAAGGUAUCGACCUCUUAGUGCAGAUAGUAGCGACUCUUAUAGACGGCAACAUCACCAACGCACUGUCUCACCCUGAUUGACAGGAACCUCGGCCCUAGUCCUCAUUGGCAGGAGGCGGCACCUGGCUCCCUGACCCGAAUGCCUGCUGCUCUGCACCAACCUCUCAACUGCUGUGUGCUUCAGUUAUCCCCUUACGCACAAACGCUCCUCCUCCUCCUCCUCCUUCCGACACCUGUACAGUGUGUACUCGUGAGCUCGGUCAAACACAGCCGUACGAUGAAUCUUCCAGGAACUAUGCGCAGCCAGAGCAACAGAUUAUCGUAGCUAAAAUUGCAAAGCUGAAACACAGGAAAAAGAGAAAGUUAUGUGGUUGUUGGCAAAUGUUCAUAAGAACAAGAGGAAAAACGUUGCCAUCAUCUCUCAGUAGACCCCAAGGAAUUAGCAGAUCGCAUUUUGACUUGUGUUGAGCUACGUUGUAACUAGACCAAAGAUUAACGUGUUAAGAAAGAGAAAAUCAGUGUUGUUUUUACCAGAACCAUCUCGAGCUCGGUUUCAACCGGAGGAGAACCACGGUGAUAACGGAACAGAUUUAUUUCAUAUUCUGGAGUUGAGUAGGCUUGGUGACAGAAGAGUGGAGGUGAGCCUUUGCGAGUUUGUGGCUCUGGCUCUGCAGUGGGUCAAUUCAAGGUGUAUGACAGCAAGGUGGUCCUCCCUUCAUGCAACAUGUCUCCAGAGCUGCUACCAAGUGCAGCAGCAUAAUGAGAGACAGAGAGAGAAAAGGCACGACAGCACAAGCAUCAAAUAUGACAUAUCUGGUCACUAGUGUGAUAACAGACCUUACUUAAGUAGUUACCAGUGUGACAUAUGAAUACGAGUGAUUAGGGUCAGCGUACCACGGGGUGAUGGGAGCCAAGCACCAUCGACUGACUGACUGCCACUGUUAGACUCGGGUCAGCGUGACUGGGGUGCAGCAGCCGGUUUUAAAACAUCACCUGCACUUGGUUGUGAUAUUUGCUAUGUACAGUACAUUCUAUGUACCGACACUUGCUAGGUUAGAUAGUAACUGAGCCAUCCUCUGUUGCCAUACUUUGACUUUUGACGUCAUUGUGGCUACAAACCCCAGGUCUUGAAAUUUAUCUUUUAGCUGAAAAAUGAAAACUGAUAUAAAAGAAUACUUUUAAUGUAUAUUACAAUUUAGAUACUUAAAAAAAGGCACCUAUGGUCAAAUGUGAUGUAAUAUUCUUUAAUGUUUCCCUCUGAUCUAUAGGUACCUGUUUCACUUUAAGGGUUCUGGAUAACUGUUGUAAAUUUACUAAUACUUUGAUAUUGCUGUUAAUGAACUAUUUUGGAGGUAACUGCAAUAUUUUAGUGUGUCUCAAAAAAGGAAAAAAAAGAAGUAUCUCUUACAUAUUGCCCAAAUACUCAUCAGUAGCCCUUAUACUUUGAAGCUCUGUCAUUUCCUCUAAGCUGUGAAUGCUGUAAGUAUUUCUACGGUGCACAUACAGUAUGCUGGUGAUGCAGUUUGAACGUUCUUUUGUUGAAUCAAGAGUUUUGGUUCUGUUUUCGUCCUUGUGCCAUUGCCUGUGUUGCAGGUUUGUUGCAUUAAUCAUUUUUACCCAUAACGAGUAAAAGUUCGAAGAUGAUGUUCCAUGAAAUGUCAAUUCUGGAAACACAACAGAAGCGCUGUUACAUUAGGAGGACCGUAUUGGCUUUACAAUGGCGAUGAACACAAUUCUCCCGCUUCGCCCAAGCUUCUCUCCUCUUGGUUUUGUCUGUAGAAAGCUUGAAGGUCAACCAAAAUCCAACCCCCCACCAAAAAAAAUUCCAAAUUCUUCAUGAUAUGUGCCAUAACUUAUAAUAAUAACUGGGUACGCAGUUGAGAGACUUAUGGUACAUAUGGCUUCAUGGUCUCUACAAUGUACGAGAUCUAAGCUAUGCAUGUUUCCAAGCAAUACGUAUUUCAAGUUUUGAUUGAUUGCCACUUGCGUUGGCACUCUGCCGUACUUUUCACAUUAACUUUAGACACUGAAUUCUUCAACACGUCUGCCCAAAAUUUUUGGUGUACAAGUGCCAGAUACAAAAGCGAUAAGAUCACUUCUCUAAUCUCAUAUGUGGAAAUACAUGUACAGUGUAAUACAGUAAAAAAAAAAAAAAAAAAAAAGUAAAAGUAAACAGUGCAUACAUCAGUGCACAGACAGUUAUACAUACCAACAUGGAGAUACUGACAACCUCAAGAGCUUGCAUUCUAUACUCAACAUUUUUUUGGGAGUUGUGUAACGCACGACGAACUUCAAGGCAACUAACGUUCACCUAAAACUUCCAUUUGUACUUUCCUGUGGAAGAAAAUUUGAAGAAUUUAACAGAAUAAGUUUUAUAGGAAGAAACUAUGGAAAAAACAUUGUGCAAUAGGAAUCAGCUCUCUCUCUUUUAUGACUCUUGACUUGUCUUAGGCUUAUCGCAGACAAACAUUUGUUUUUCGAACCCAAUCUAGUCUUGUUCUUUACUACUCAGGUUGUUAUGUUUACAAUGCCAAGCACUCUGCUCAGAGUCUGUUCACAUUUCCAGAACUGCCUUAUUUACCCAGCAAAAGCACAUGCUGGUAAUGUAUUUAAGAUAACAUUCAAAAUAAUUUUAAAACCAUUCGUUGUGAAGUGGUUGGAGCCUCUUGGACGAGCGAGGUCCUUAAUCUGAACUGUCGACGAAAUAUGAAAUAUUACAAUAUUUCGGUAAUUUAAUAAAAUGUCCUAUAGCUUUUAACAUUAUUGGAGUGAUCAGAAUGAUGGAUAUUUCAUGGGAAUGCCAAACGUAGCUUCGUACUGUGGAAGUACAGUCCUGCAAGUUAAACUUUAGUGGAAUUUUUUGGUAUAAAUGGUUAAAAGUCUACCUAUUACUCGAAUGCUAUGCAAAAAAGUCACGUGCGGUAGAAAUGAAUGAGCUUGUCAGUAUUUCGUACAUGCAACCAACCACUCACACCAAUAUUUUUAUACAAUUAAUUUACCCAACUUCAUUUGGAUUCAUGACAAACGAAUUGCCUGAUGUAAAAUCCCAACCUAGUCAUUAACCACAAAGAAGGAAGCAUUAUAUUGGCGUCCAAGCUAAAAACUUCCGAACGUGGGCAUUGGGGCAUCAAACGAGAGCACUUUUUACACAAGGGGUCGCACUUUACAUCACGCACUUGACUGUCUGUGAAUCCAUACCAAGUUGUGUAACUUAAUAUAAAUAGAUACUGAUACUAAAAUUUGUGUAAUGGAUAAGGAAACAUACUUUAUCGAUAAUUUUUACACUGAUUCUUCAAUAAGCCUAAUUAUUAAAUUAUUGAGAAAGAAAAGCACAGUUUAGACAGCAUUAAUUAGUAGACUUUUUGUAGAACCAAUUUGUGUAAGAUGAACAGUUUUGAUGAUUUCAAAUUGUUCUUCCUUUGAAAAGUAUUUUAAGAUACCAAUGUACAUUGUAGUGAAGAGGGGGAAAGGAUGAUGAGAUGUUACAACGUCAAAGUGUUCCUUGAAAGUGUUUAUGAGAUUUAGAGGGGAUGAAAAUGGAUGGCUUGCUCUUUGAAAGUUUCCAGAACUACAUCACUGAGGAAAACGACACAUGAAAAUGCUGAUAACAUGUUGAUAACAUCAAAGAAAUUGCUGCUGUUGAGGAGAAAGGCAUUACUUAAUGUUAGCAAUGCCGAUCGAGUAGAAACCUCAAAGGUGAGCACAACCAGGGCGAAGAGAGAAUUGGAACAGCACCACAAACUAAACAGCAGCAGCAGCAGAAGCAGAAACGGGGAAGCAGUGGAUGCUGCCACGUCCUUAAUCCUCUUCCACUACAAUGAUUAGGAUCUACAUCUGUGCUGUGACAUUUUACUGAGGAAGCCCAAGUUUUUUACAGGAAAUCUGAGGUUGUACUAGUUUAUACUCAUUACUUAAGUAUAUUUAGCAUGGAACAAUAAACAAUAAGUUUGGGAAUUUAUCAAGUGAGUCAGCCGCUGAGAGGUGCUUAUCAACAAUUUAUUCAACUUGUCUGAUUGAGUCAAUGGAAAUGUUUAAUAGUCACACGCUAGUCAGUACUAGGUAUGCAAGUGUUUACAUGAAUAUAUAUAAAUAUAUAUAUAUAUAUAUUUAUCAAAGUCAAAUGAUUAAAACUGGUAAGAGAUUAGGUAUUUGUUUUAAAUGCCUUGAUUUUUAAAACUAGACAUAGGUAUGGUAUGUUCAAUGAUUUCCUUGAAUCUCUUUUCAUAAUUAUCACAGAUAAUCAUUAUACUUAUUACUAAUAUUUUUAUCGAUUAUUUAUUGUCUUAUUUAUCAUUAUUAUUAUAAUUAUUAUCAAUCUAUCUACAGGAGAUCUUUGACCAAAAGAUCAUCUUGUUGCAUUUGAAGCUGUUAAGCAUAAAUGUGAGAAAUCAACCUUUUAAAAAUCAAAAGCAGCUUGCGUGCGAAUUAACUUUUUUUUCCAAUCAUUUACGUAAUUUCAAUGCGAUCUGCCCCUCUCUCUCUCUCUCUCUCUCUCUCCUUCAGAUUUCUUUGACAGACUUACCUGCAGCGGGUGGGGAUGUCAUUUUUAUCUCCCAGUGUUGUUAACUAUAGAUCUUACGUGUCACUGCGUGUGUUUUAUACCGACGACUUGCCACUUAGGUGUUGUUGAACCAGAGCUUGGUAGGGCUUUGUUUCGUCUCCUGGAAAGAUAAGGGAAGCUCUGUAAUAUUCUCUCAGGAUUUUAAUUUUUUUUUUUUAUUAACUGGAAUACAUACUUGACAGGUUGUAAAACUCUUGACCCUUUUUCUUUUUUACUUCAGUACUAUGUACAUCUAUCCUCAAGGUUUCUGUUCUGUAUUUGACGACUGCAGAGGUUGUCUAUAAUUGCUCAUGAUUUUUAAUGUAUGAUUAACAGUUUGUCAGAGUACAGAAGUAAGCUUGUGUCAUAGUAUUCUUCGAAUGACUGUACAUUUAUGUUCCAUUAUCUAAUUCCUUGUGUAUUCAUGUACUGAAUUCAACAGAAUUCCAAAAUCACCUUCCUUUCACUGGCCUUAAUCUAGUCCACUGAAUUCGGUAGAAUUUUGAGAACUUCCUUACCUUCCCUGGAAGCUUGAUAGAGCUUUGUUGUGCCUGCUGGAGGUCUUAUUUAUUUAUUUAUUUAUAAUUUUUUUUAUCGUCUUAAAUGGUGUGAAUCCUGGGAAAAUGGUCGUAGGGCUAUGAGUAAUAGAUUGGGGAUGGAGAUGGCAAGUUUCAACCAUCAUUUAUAGCCUUUGUAAGAGUUUCCGAACGACAUUCACUCUCCCAGCAUCGGUAUUCUUAUAUCUUUCAUGAAUCAGCUAGUAUACCAAUUUCUUUUCUUUUAAAAAUGCCAAAAGUUAGGAUGCAUCUAAGUCACUCGCGAUGCCGUGAUCAAGAGAAUGCCAUUCGGAAGACUCUCGAAUCUUUUUCAAUAGACUUCUGUUAUUUUAUAUUUUGUUAAAAAACAUUUUUUUUAAUCCUGCCUUUCAUCAUGUUAUAUAAAGUAUUCUAAGCUUAUUUGAAGAAAGAAAACUCUUUUCAAUAAUAUUUAUGAAAUAGACAUCUACUCUUACUAAGGUUUGUCUCGGCCUCUUGUCGUCCUGGCUCCCGAAAAGCGAGGAGCCGCUGCGACCAGUGAUGUUUGUCAGGUGUUUCUUUACUCAUGCAAUAUGUUGUUUACGGCUUCUUCAGCUAUUUCAUUAUGAACGACUAACUUUUAUUUCCCCUUUCUUUCUUUCUCUUUUUUUUUAUUUUACUUAUUAAUGUGGUUACUGGCCGUCUGUACUAUAAUGUCCAGAUUGUAUAUUUUUGUUCCGUGUACUUAGAUUGUUAUUUACAAUUAAAUUAUAGCAAUGCCUUCUAA